This is a messenger RNA of Lagopus muta (rock ptarmigan), 5254 nucleotides long. It is a transcript of the gene KITLG, whose product is annotated as KIT ligand. Gene Ontology annotation, biological process: cell adhesion; positive regulation of cell population proliferation. The coding region runs from base 255 to 1118 and encodes 287 amino acids. Gene Ontology annotation, cellular component: plasma membrane. The record is from RefSeq and is a predicted model, not a curated record. Lineage: Eukaryota; Metazoa; Chordata; Aves; Galliformes; Phasianidae. Gene Ontology annotation, molecular function: cytokine activity; stem cell factor receptor binding. The transcript is spliced from 10 exons.
CCGGGGCUGCCGCCGCCGCCGCUGCCGCCGCUGCCAGAGGCAGAUCCGAGAUAUAAAAGACCUGGCCGGGCGCCGGGCUCCGCUUUAGUCCUGCCGUGGCGAGAGGCCCACAGCGGAGCGACAGCAGCUCGGGGCUGGCCGAGGGCAACCCCAAUGCGUGGACUAUCCGCCGCUGCAGCAUGCUGGAGCUACAGUUCAGCUGAAGGGAGUUUGCACACGGCCGGCUGGGCUGGACUGCAGCGCUGCCGUUCCUUAUGAAGAAGGCACAAACUUGGAUUAUCACUUGCUUUUGUCUUCAACUACUCCUACUUAAUCCUCUUGUCAAAGCCCAGAGUUCCUGCGGGAAUCCAGUGACAGAUGAUGUAAAUGAUAUUGCAAAAUUGGUUGGAAAUCUUCCGAAUGAUUAUCUGAUAACCCUUAAAUAUGUCCCGAAGAUGGAUAGCCUGCCUAAUCACUGUUGGUUGCAUUUGAUGGUGCCUGAAUUUUCAAGGAGUCUACAUAGUCUUCUCCAGAAAUUUUCGGAUAUUUCCGAUAUGUCUGAUGUUUUAAGCAACUAUUCAAUAAUUAAUAACCUCACAAGGAUAAUAAAUGAUCUUAUGGCAUGUCUAGCUUUUGAUAAAAAUAAGGAUUUUAUAAAAGAAAAUGGUCACCUUUAUGAAGAAGAUCGCUUCAUUCCUGAGAAUUUCUUUAGGCUCUUUAAUAGUACCAUUGAGGUCUACAAGGAAUUUGCAGAUUCACUGGAUAAGAACGAGUGCAUUAUGCCUUCAACUGUAGAAACACCAGAGAAUGAUUCCAGAGUCGCUGUCACAAAAACAAUUUCGUUUCCACCUGUUGCUGCCAGCUCCCUUAGGAAUGACAGCAUUGGCAGUAAUACUAGCAGUAACAGUAAAAAAGAGGCACUUGGCUUCAUUAGCAGCUCCAGCCUGCAAGGGAUCAGCAUAGCAUUGACAUCAUUGCUGUCUCUUCUCAUUGGGUUUAUUUUGGGAGCCAUAUACUGGAAGAAAACACAUCCUAAAUCCAGACCAGAAAGUAAUGAAACUACACAGUGUCAUGGCUGUCAAGAGGAAAAUGAGAUAAGUAUGUUGCAGCAAAAAGCAAAAGAACAUCUACAAGUGUAGCUGUUGCUUUUUCUCCCUCAACACUGUUACUGUUUCAUGUACUGGCAGGUAACAGUUCCAUGUUUGCUUCAUAAAUGAAGCAGCUUUAAGCACAUUCAUAUUCCUUCUGGAGUGACAGACUGAGUCUGCAUCUGUUGUUGCUGCCCAUGACUCCAUAGACAUGACAUAGAAAUGAGGACAAUUUUGUGUUUCUUACUGUGAAACCAACACUGAAUUGAACAACAAUAAGAAGAGUGUGCACUUAACAGGACUAUACCUUAUGUGAAUAUCUUCUUUGUGUGGCAUUUGGGGUUUUUAAUUGCAUUUGUACUUGCGUCUGACUCCGACAAAGAAAGUACAUGUCCAGAACAAAGAACAUCUUUCAAAUGCCUCUAACUAUAUGGAAACAUUGAAAAUCAUAAAUACCUUUGCAUCCUUAAUUUAAGUUCUGUGUCCUCUACCUUACCUUGGUGUCUUCAAAUGGAAUACUUUGAACUGAGAGAAAAUGCAGAAAUGGAUAUAAGAUAACGCACUCUUCAAUAUUGUAUAUAAAACUUGAAAGUAAAGUCAUGACGUGGACCAGUUUGCUAGCGUUUCACUUAUAAAGAACUGGGUUUAUUCCUGGCAAAAGUCAUGUAUACAGUGACACGUGGCCUCUGUUGUAUGCCAAGUGGCUACAUGCCCACCACGGAAAGCCUCAAGAGUUCAUCAGCUUUGGUGGUGUCUGCUCAGGAGAAGCAAAUACUGGAUGAAGACAAAGUAAACAGGACAUUACAGUACAUCAUGGAGCUUUGAAGCAUUAGAAGUAACUGCUGGAGAUGUGAACACUGGUGAAAUUUCCAGCCAUACCAAGGGAAGGGAGAGUAAAGAGUCUGAAUUGCGUUCAAACAUCAUAAUAAAGACAAAUCCAUGAAAUGCAUUUCAAAUGCUGAAUAUGCAUGCCAUUGAUAACUUGUUCUCAAAUGUAUAGCAUAGAAAAUCUGAAAGAUCCUGAGAGUGUAUUUAGCUUUUACUUACGUCAGCUGUAAUUAAUAUUUGCAUUGUGUUUUUAAUUAUUAGUAAGCUUUACUAUCCUGACAUUCUCCACUCCUAAGAUUAAUUCUCUUGAAACAAAAGAGAAAGGCUUUAAUUUCCACUUGUCUUCUACAACUACUGCUGCUGUAGCAUCCAUGAAAUCUUGUACAGGUUUGAUGUACAGCCAUUCUCAAGAAAAUCCUAAAAAUACUGUGAUAAAAGUUACAAGUACAGUUGUGCAUCUUUUCAUCUUCACUCUUUCUAGAUAAUGGUAAUGAAUCAUUUAUCUGUAUUAGAGGUUUCUACUUUAGAAUGUAAGGGUGGUUCACUUCAGAUGACAAACUGCCAUCCGUCAUCAAACUGGCUAUGUCAGUAAGAAUUUUAGUUUGAGUUACUUGAAAAUGUUGAAAAAAUAAAAAUAAAACAAGGAACACCUUAUUAAUGUUUUGGAGAAAGUUGGAGUUCUCUCUAAAGUAUAGUCUAACUUCACUGUAAAAUCAUAACAUUUCCUGAGUUGGAAGGGACCUCUGAGGAUCAUCAAGUCCUGACUCCACACAGGGCAAUUUAAGAGGCAAACAAUAUAUCUAAUACCAUCAUCCAAAAUCUGCUGGUACACUGAUGGGAUUAAUUUUGAAAGAAUUUUUGUGGAAUUUUUAAUCAUCUGAUAAAUUUUCUGAGAGCUACGCAUAGAAAGAGCAUAACAUAUGUGUAAUAUAAUGUGUGUGUGUGUGUGUGUGUGUGUGUGUGUAUUAUUGGUAAAACUGUUUUGGCUUUCAUACUCACUGAGAAAGAAAAACCUCAGGACUUUAUUAUGAUGACAGAGCUUAUAUGUGCAUUUAGCUACUUUUCUUGGAAUUUUGACACUACUGAAGUCAAUGGUGAAACUUCUUUUGAAUUCACCUGUACCAGGAUUUGAUCACAUAGAUCUAAUUUUUUCCUUUCUUAUACUAAGGCCUGCCUGAGUGUCAGAAAAUAAUAUUUUGUCCACCCUAGGUAUCAGAAAAGUAUUCUCCAAUCUCAUUCAGUUGGCAUAAAUUAGCAUAGUCCCAUUAAUGCUAGCAGAGCUUUGAGGUUUUUAUAAUCUGAGGAAUGUAGCUUAAAUUAUGUGAAAAGAAGCUUGGUGAGAGAAUCAAACCUUCUUUUUUAUUCAGAAGUGCGGGAGCACUCACCACUUAAUGAGAAAUAAUCAAGAUUGCUCAUCAUUUCUGCAAAUAAGGCUCAUUGCAAAUUUUAGAUCUGCAAAAAUUUGCCAAUGUAGUUCUUUACUCACUAGGCCUACGAACUGAAUAAAAGUUACCCUGAAAGAAAUGUCAGCAUGACCGAACUUAUAGGAAAUGUGCACCUUAUGGGUUUUGUGAAGAAUACUGUAUGUAUGUUUUGUCAGAGCUCAAAAGUAUCAACCAACAAUAAGUGGAAGCCACUACCCUUACAUAUUUUACAAAAAAACAUAUUUCGCAUUGCUAUUUUGUAUGUACUCAAAGCUAGUUUAUAUAUUCUAAGUUUUACAGUAUUUUUCAAUGAUUCUUUAAACAAAAAUUUGUAUUUAUUAACAUUCUUUGUUCAUGAGAAUAUUAGUUUUCUUAUACACAUAUUUUCUGGAGAAUCAAAUGCACAAUAACAUUACAUUUUGGUGUGCCUUAAAUUAUAUUUUGACAUUCAAAACACAUGGUGUUUUAGAGUCCUUACUAUACCAUCUACCCAUAAAAUAGUAAAAGAUAAAAUGACAGGUUUAAAUGGAAACAUACAUUAAGCCUAGAUAGAUGGUGACAAAAUAUUCAUGUUCCAAGAGUAAAAUCUUAAAAUAAUAGAUAUGUCACCUUCAUAUGUCACAUUCUUUAAUCUCUGCUAUGGAGUAAAGCAAAUUGAAGGGUACAUGCAAACUCAAAGAAAGUUCAUGCAUAUAACUUCCAACCUGACAUCACAGUCUGUUCUGAUUUUGAGUAUGCACUGAACAUAGUACAACAGAGUAGCAAAACUGUUGAUAGAGUCCAUGGUUUCCCUCUUCUUCCUGCCCAUUUUUGAGAGAUUUGAACAAAAUAUUAGAUGGUCUCAGCCAUUUUGCAAGGCAGAAGGACAUUUCUGGAUAUUUAUAAAUAUGAAUGGAUGGCAAGUGGAUGGCAUGACGCUUGAAAAUGUGAUCAUAAAAAUUAUCUCAAGGUUUCUGUGCCCAAUUUAUCAAUCCACCAAGGAGGACUUAAUUUUACAUGCAUUGAAACUUUGAAAAACUGAUGAUUUGUGAGAUACCUUUGAAUCCAAUUCUGUGAAAGUAGUGGUGGCAGAAAUAGGUAAUUGCUUCUUUAUCCAGCUGUAGCCGGUCUGACCUCUGAAUAGUGAUCACUUCUUCAGACUUUUUGGGUAAACAUUGUAUAAGCUCAAAAAUGAACACCCUUUCUUUUAAAAUGAAUUUGGGGGAAAAGUAAAUGGUUUUGUGUGUUUUGGUUUUCUUUUUUUGUUUGUUUUUUGUUUGUUUUAAAUAAGAAACUCAAUCAAGUUUGUUUCAGAUUUCUAUCAUUUUGUGAGGAACUAACAUUUUUAAGUUUCCUUUGGCAUUGUUGAAUUUUGCAUGCAAUUAAUAGUGGCCUUGUGAUAAUAAAAAGCAGAUAGUGAUAUACAGAGUAACUCAAUGUGCUAUUUUAGGUAUGUGUUUACUUGAAUAAAUUAAUGGUACUUAUUUAAUCACAAGGUCAUUGUAUAAGUAAGCUUAUGAUAGCACCAAUGUGCUAUACUAUGGAGUAUAUGUACAACCUGCACAUGUUUUAGAUUCUGAUCUUCACCAGCUCUGUUUUCUCUGUUGCUCUCUCUUUGUCAUACACUGAGACUAUUCAGUACACACAGUACAAAUAUUAAACAGAAAAGCUAACCAUAUACAUAAAGAUAUUCCGAUUUAGAUCUACAUUUAAGAAUUAUCCAACAUCCUUCAAUUCAGGAAUCUGACAUCUAUUGAAUGCAGAUGUACAGUGAUGGUGGCAUGUUGCUUUUAUGUUAUCAAAGUGACAGAACGCAGUAACUUCAGACUCUUUAGUGAUAGAGACACAGACGUUUGCUGGUUGUAUCAUGGGCAAAUUCAUUUAUCUCAAUGUAAAUGUCAUCACAGUCUUGCAUAGAUACAUUCUGACUGGCAGUAAUAAAAUUUACGUAAUGUG